Coregonus sp. 'balchen' is the source of this 43043-nucleotide messenger RNA. NCBI's taxonomy places the organism in Eukaryota, Metazoa, Chordata, Actinopteri, Salmoniformes, Salmonidae. The record is from the annotation of a GenBank genome assembly.
AUGGCACAACAGUCAGAUUAUUAUUUUUUCUACUUAUUUCUUUUCUGAUGGUGACAAACCAUAGAAACUGUCACCACUCCUAAACUUCUCGGUGUUUCUCUCUUCUGUCUCUCCUCUACAGGCUGCAACUGAUUGAUGACCUGACAUAUGAAGAUGUCAAGAAAUGCUACAGGGGCUCGGUGAGUUGUUUUGACUGUGUCCAGAUUCCACUGUUUACACGGUAUUAUUAGCAUAAGGAAGUAAUGGUGCGCUUCAUUCAUGCGUGAAUGUUUCUACCUACUAGAAUAUUACAUAUAGUCCAAGGGGAGACGUAGUAAUGACGCAUGUAGUUGUACUUGAACUAUCACACAGAAAAACUGUCUUUACACGAUUGUAAGCAAGACAUGGUAUUUGUCAUAACAAAGGAAUGAGUUUAUGGCAAGUUACAGUGCCUUGCAAAAGUAUUCAUCCCCCUUGGCGUUUUUCCUAUUUUGUUGCAUUACAACCUGUAAUUUAAAUUGAUUUUUAUUUGGAUUUCAUGUAAUGGACAUACACAAAAUAGUCCAAAUUGGUGAAGUGAAUUUUAAAAAAUAACUUUUUUCAAAAAAAUCUAAAGAAAAAAAUAACAGAAAAGUGGUUGCGUGCAUAUGUAUUCAACCCCCUUGCUAUGAAGCCCCAAAUAAGAUCUGGUGCAACCAAUUAAACCUUCAGAAGGACAAAUAAUUAGUUAAAUAAAGUCCCCCUGUGGUGCCAAUCUAAUUUGUCACAUGAUCUGUCACAUGAUCUCAGUAUAUAUACACCUGUUCUGAAAGGCCCAGAGUCUGCAACACCAUAAGUGACGCCCUGCUUGGGACUAGUAGCCAGGGGUGGUUCAAUUGUGUUCGGUGUUUAUUUCUGUUGGCCAGUGUGGUUCUCAGAGGCACCCAGUUGGACCAUACUAAGCACCAGUUUCACCACAGGUUUGUGGGAUCUUGUUCCUUUUGGUUUGUACCGUAGGACUGCAUGUAUCGUUUGUUGUUUUGUUCGUGUUAUCAUUCUAAUUUAAAAAAGAAUGUUCACCUUCAACGCUGCGCCUUGGUCCUCCUCCUUCGACGAUCGUGACAGAAGAUCCCACCAAGACUGGACCAAGCAGCGUGUCCAGGAGCCAUCGCCAGGGAGAUCUCUAGCGGAUCUCCUUCGCCUCCUCGACUGGGUCGAGCCAUGUGAGGAAGAGAGGGGCUUGACUUGGAAGCAGAAGUGCGAAAGGCUGGCGGGAGAUAUGGAGACCUGGUCCACGGGUAGGAGAGAAGCCCAGAAAUUUUUUAGGGGGGGGCUCACGCCGUGGACGACGGGGCAGCAGGAGACCGCGAUAGAGCGGCCCAGCGGGUUGGCAGAGGAGGCCGCCAGGUUACGGGGGCCACUGGUCAAAAAGGGGAAGGAAGGUGUAGAGGCACGGCGAGAGGUACUGGGGUGUGUUACCAGUCCGGUCCGGCCCGUUCCUGAUCCCUGCGUAGGGCCAGUGGUGUGUGUCCCCAGUACGGUCCGGUCUGUUCCUGUCCCUUGCGCCGAGCCUGUGGUGCGCGUCGCCAGCCCAGUCCGGUCCAUUCCUGCUCUCCGCACCAAGCCAGUGGUGCGCUUCGUCAGCCCAGUCCGGUCCAUUCCUGCUCUCCGCACCAAGUCAGUGGUGCGCUUCGUCAGCCCGGUCCGGCCCGCUCCUGCUCCCCGCACCAAGCCAAUGGUGCGCGUCGCCAGCCCGGCCCGGCCUGUUCCUGCUCCCCGCACCAAGCCUAUGGUGCGCGUCGCCAGCCCGGCCCGGCCUGUUCCUGCUCCCCGCACCAGGCCAAUGGUGCGCGUCGCCAGCCCGAUCCGGCCCGCUCCUGCUCCCCGCAUCAAGCCUAUGGUGUGCGUCGUCAGUCCGGCACGGCCCGUGCCUGUUCCACCGGUGCCUGGUCCGGCACCGGUCAGCUGCUUCACGCCGGAGCUAGAGCAAUCCGCUCCACCAGUGUGCAGUCCAGCUCAGGCCAGCGGGGCCAGACCGGACCAGGGGUACUUUGGGGGGUUGGAGAGGGAGUGGGGAUCAGGCCUGGAGCCGGAUCCGCCGCCAAGGCGGAGUGCCCACCCGGUCCCUCCCCUGUGGUGUUUGGUUGGCGCGGCCGGAGUCCGCGCCUUUGGGGGGGGGGGGUACUGUCACGCCCUGGCUCUGGGGACUCUAGUAUGUUGAGCCAGGGUGUGAGUUUUCAAUUGUGUUCGGUCUAGUAUUGUAUUUCUAUGUUGGCCAGUGUGGUUCUCAAUCAGAGGCAACGGGUAUCAGCUGUUGCUUGUUGUCUCUGAUUGGGAACCAUACUUAAGCAGCCAGUUUUCCCACAGUGUUUGUGGGAUCUUGUUCCUUUUGGUUUGUACCGUAGGACUGCACGUAUCGUUUGUUGUUUUGUUCGUGUUAUCAUUCAAAUUAAAAAAAGCAUGUUCACCUUCAACGCUGCGCCUUGGUCCUCCUCCUUCGACGAUCGUGACACUAAGCAAGGGGCACCACCAAGCAAGCGGCACCAUGAAGACCAAGGAGCUCUCCAAACAGGUCAGGGACAAAGUUGUGGAGAAGUACAGAUCAGGGUUGGGUUAUAAAAAAUAUCGGAAACUUUGAACAUCCCACGGAGCACCAUUAUGACCAUUAUUAAAAAUGGAAAGAAUAUCGCACCACAACAAACCUGCCAAGAGAGGGCCACCCACCAAAACUCACGGCCCAGGCAAGGAGGGCAAUAAUCAGAGUGGCAACAAAGAGACCAAAUAUAACCCUGAAGGAGCUGCAAAGCUCCACAGCGGAGAUUGGAGUGUCUGUCCAUAGGACCACUUUAAGCCGUACACUCCACAGAGCUGGGCUUUACGGAAGAGUGGCCAGAAAAAAGCCAUUGCUUAAAGAAAAAAAUAAGCAAACACGUUUGGUGUUCGCCAAAAGGCAUGUGGGAGACUCCCCAAACAUAUGGAAGAUGGUACUCUGGUCAGAUGAGACUAAAAUUGAGCUUUUUGGCCAUCAAGGAAAACGCUAUGUCUGGCGCAAACCCAACACCUCUCAUCACCCCGAGAACACCAUGUUUUUCAUCGGCAGGGACUGGGAAACUGGUCAGAAUUGGAGGAAUGAUGGAUGGUGGUAAAUACAGGGAAAUUCUUGAGGGAAACCUAUUUCAGUCUUCCAGAGAUUUGAGACUGGAACGGAGGUUCACCUUCCUGCAGGACAAUGACCCUAAGCAUACUGCUAAAGCAACACUUGAGUGGUUUAAGGGGAAACAUUUAAAUGAAUUGGAAUGGCCUAGUCAAAGCCCAGACCUCAAUCCAAUUGAGAAUCUGUGGUAUGACUUAAAGAUUGCUAUACACCAGCAGAACCCAUCCAACUUGAAGGAGCUGGAGCAGUUUUGCCAUCAAGAAUGGGCAAAAAUCCCAGUGGCUAGAUGUGCCAAGCUUAUAGAGACAUACCCCAAGAGACUUGCAGCUGUAAUUGCUGCAAAAGGUGGCUCUACAAAGUAUUGACUUUGUGGGGGGGGUGAAUAGUAAUGCACGCUCAAGUUUUCUGUUUCUUUGUCUUAUUUCUUGUUUGUUUCACAAUAAAAAAUAUUUUGCAUCUUCAAAGUGGUAGGCAUGUUGUGUAAAUCAAAUGAAACAAACCCCCAAAAAAUCAAUUUUAAUUCCAGGUUGUAAGGCAACAAAAUAGGAAAAAUGCCAAGGGGGGUGAAUACUUUCGCAAGCCACUGUAUUUACCAAUGUAACAGUAAGUUCAUCAGUCCACAGAAUAUUGUAUAUGUAUAGUAUGUAUAGUAUAAGUGUCAGCUAAUGCAUUUGAAAUCUUAUGAAGUGUUUAUUAUUUUACAAGAUUUUAGUACAGUAACAGUACACUCACAAGUCCACGUAAUAUUGGUUGCAUACAGUAUGAGUUUCAGAUAUUUGCAUUUCAAAUGUUUAUUAUUGUGCAAGGUUUUCUAGUGAAAGCUUCACAAACCAACACAGGGUUAACAGUAUGUGAGGGUUAACUUAAGCUCUGAAUGGAUCAGACCAUAUGACUUAUGAUUUAAAUAACCUUCUCCCCCGUCUUAUACACACACAAACACACACACACACACACCUGCAAUCAAACUUAUUCAAACAAUCAGUCCCCUUCAGAAAGGCUGAGGAAAAUGUAUCACUUGGAAAUAACCCACAGAUGUUUCCAGCAAAGGAGUUGUCGCACCACUACAGAGGAACACGGAGGGGAAGGGAUUGUCUGUGGCACCACUACAGAGGAACAGAGAAGGGAAGGGAGCACUGUUAGAUGUUACACAGGAUAGACUCACAAUUGAAGUCAGAACACAGUGUGACACAGGAAGUGUGCCUGAGUUAGAAAACACAGUGUAACUCAGAGAGGGUGUGGGACUAGUGUAUAGGGUUCCCUGCUGAUUGACCAGCACCAGGGGAACAGGUGUGUGCUUGCCUGCGUUUGUGCGUGCACCUGUGUGUGAAUGUGUGUGCAAGAGUGCAUGGUUAUGUGUGUGUGUGUUCCCAUAGGGAAAGGACAGUGCAGGAUAAAAUGGCUGAGAGGAACCUCAUUUAAUAGGGAGGGUUUUAUUCACUUCCAAAUUAAUAACAGGAGCUGAAUCAUAAUCUUUUAAUAAAGCUUAGGUGAUAGAGUCACAUGGCCAUACACUUUAUUACAAGAUUCUGUUUGGAAGCAGCAAAACAGUGAGUGGACAUUUUCUGAAAGGAACCCUAACCACCUGCCUCGUCUCACCCGUCUCCAACCUGUCUCCCCCCUGUCUCUACCCUGUCUCACCCCCGUAUCCCCCUGUCUCCCCCCUGUGUCACCCCUGUCUAUCCCCGUCUCACCCAUCUCUCCCUUACAGACCGUCAGCAAGUACAAUUCCCAGUACCACAAGCUGUUCCAGACCGUGCCCAAGGAGGAGAUCCUCAUGAAAGGUAAGUCAGGGGAACUUGAAAACGAUCUACACGUCAUACACUCUGUCUAUGAAACUAGAAUACUACUGUACUUAGAAUGCAUGCCCAACACAUUGCUUCAUACUAAGUGGUAUGCCAUCUGUUGGUUUGGGAUGAAUGUGUGCAUGAAAUUUGAAUAGGGUUUGCAUCACUCCAAUGUGCAAGGGUUGACUUGACACUAAACUAAAUAUGGCUGUGUAGCUACAGUACAACAGUUGAGAUGUAGGCUAUUCAUAUAUCUUGCAAUGCCUUACUUAUUUUGCCUGAUAUGGACAUUCACACUAUCAUAAACCACGCCAAACCCGCCAGUCGCUAAAAAGCCGGCAAAGUGGUCUUUUUUAGGUUACAAAUUAAUUUGGGAUUAUGUGAUUUAAGCCAGACUCAAUCAAAUCACUGUCAGCUGGCUGUUAGAAUCACACUGAGCUCCUCAUCGCCUGACAGCAGGCUUCACAGUGCUUCCUAGCCAGCUGCUUUCCACUCCACAGUGUCUCCCUCUCCCUUUUCUUUCUCUCUCUUUCCAUCUCUCUCUCUUUUGAUCUCUCUCUCCCUCUCUCCCUUUUCUCCUAUCUCUCUCUCUCCCUCCCUUUCUCUCUGGGGAAGCCUGUACCAGCCUGCUGCAUUCAGCUGGAAAUGGAAAGGGAAAGAGGAUACCCAGUCAGUUGCACAACUGAAUGCAUUCAACCGAAAUGUGUCUUCCGCAUUUAAGCCAACCCCUCUGAAUCAGAGAGGUGCGGGGGCCAUUAAAAGCCUCUCCGAUCACACACUGUUUGUUUGUGUUUUGGUCAUGACUCAUGUUUUGUGACAUUGGUUCAUAAUCUGUGUUAGAACAGAAUUGAGUUUAUUUAUUUUUGGUCGUUUCAUAAUUUGUGGUAUGGGCGUCUAAAGAUUGACGUGUUAGUAUGCAUGCCCUGAAGAUAAUAUUUACGGGACAAUGAAAAUUACGUAACGAUAUUGUAAGUUGUUAUGUUUCUAUACUAAUGGAAAUCAUCACCAGCCAACAGUGUUCCACAAUCCCAUACACUUCAGCUGUAUCCCACUCCCACAAUGUGUAGGUUUAAAGCCAACUCGUAUAUAUCCCACGCUAGUCUCCAGCUCUUUGCAUUCUCCCUCUGGUGUGUGUAUUCCCCACAGAAUUAAAUAGGACACUAUUAUAUUGUAUCUAUGGUAUUCUCGGUCUUAUCUGUGUUUUUGCAUUUCAUUUUUCAUUUCCAGUGUAUUCCUGCGCUCUUCUCCGAGACAUCCUACUUCAGGGCCGCCUCUACAUCUCCCGCAACUGGCUGUGUUUCUAUGCCAACCUCUUUGGGAAGGACAUCAAGGUGAGUGUCAAACAGCCUUGGUGAUGUGGUGGUGUUUCAUUCGCUCCAGUGGGUUUUCCCUGGUUAGCAGUUACGCUGAUGCUGCCUAGUUCACAACUGAUUAAUUUACAAACACUCAACACCCGUUGAAUAUGGCCGGUGUCAGUAAACGUCGGCAAAAAAACGUAAUUAAAUUGUUGCCAGCAGCGCAGUUACAGUCACCAACGCUCUGGAAAACAUGAAAACAGCCUAACCAGCUCUGCUAGGGCCAGUAAAAUGGUCAGAGUGAGGUGUUAUCUCAUUUGUGUCUGGAAGUAGCUAGCAAGCUAGCCAACAUUAGCCCAUUAGCUUGGGUGCUUGACUGCCGUUGUGAGGUCAGAACACUCGGAUCAACCCUACUCCUCGGCCAGAGCGUCCAGUGUGCGCUCUGAAUGCUCUGAGAGCGAAAUGCUCUGAAUUUACGAAUGCACAAUCUGACAACGCUCAAGAUGAAGACCUGUGUUGAAAAUAAAUAAUAGACCUAUCAUCACUGAGUUAGCUUCUAUAGCAUUGUUGGUAUGAUCAUUCCCGUUGAUAACAGGUUUUCUUAUUUUUACCUCCACAUUUUCCAUUGACUAGAGAUCAUUCAACAUAAAUUGAUGUUUCUCUGUUCAAUUGCUGAAAGUUUCUCUCUUUAAAUAGAGAAUAAGGAUGUCUGAUAUACUUUUAUCCUCUGCACUUAACCUGAACACAAAAGACAUUCAAAUGAAUCGCACUGCAUGCAGAUUUCCUCUAUUGUUAAGUCCAUCAUUGAAACUGCUUAUUUGCUUAUGUUUCCUAGUUCAGAUAAUUGAGCUUAAAAAAGAAAAUGUUACAAGGGUAACGUUCAACAUGAGAUAUGGCCUGUUUGAUGUAGGUAUUGAAAUAAGUACAAUAAAGUGAUAGUCAGGUUAUUAAUUGAACAGCAAACAGUUUUACAAGAUUUUGACUCUAUUUACAGUAAAGGAAAUUGAGUUGAGCACCAAUUUCCUUAUUUACAAAUCAUAACUUUCCAUGACAUCUAACUGUAAGUCGCUCUGGAUAAGAGCGUCUGCGAAAUGACUAAAAUUUAAAAAUCUAGGAAUACAACAUAAAAGGUGGUUGUGAAAGGGAAAAUAAUACAAUUGUUGGUCAGUCAAGUGUAAAAAUGUUUUCAAGAGGAAAGGGUAUUUGGCACCAAUUGACUUAUUUUAACUGUGUAUCCAGAUCAGUCUAGGCCUAUGCAUUUCAAUUAUAUAAUAUUUGUAUUGUAUUCCUAUGAAAUAACUGUCACGAGUGUAGAGCGGAGUAGGCAGGAGGCAGUCGCAGGUUUAGAACUACGGAAUGUAUUAAAAUGCCAUAGCUUAAAGUGGGACGAAACCCACAGUGCCAAAUAUAAAUGUCACGGUUUCGGCCGAGGCUGCGCCUCCUCCUUGCUCGGGCAGGCUUCGGCGGUCGUCGUCCCCGGAGUACUAGCUGCCACCGUUGUAUGUUAUCGAUGUUUGUUUGGUUUUGUCUUCUUUGUACACCUGUUUCCUUUUAGUGUUAAUUAUGUCUCCUAUAAGUUUCUCGUUUUGUUAGUCGUGUGUUGUGUGUAAUUGUUCCGCCUGUCUUUUUGGUGCUGCUCGUUUUUGCAUUUUGUAUGUUCUGGUUAGUCGCACUGUGUUUCGUGCGCUAUCGCAUUUGAGAAAGUCGAUUGGACGAAGCUUCUGUGUCCUGCGUUUGACUCCUACACCACAUCCACCUCAGCAGUUUCUGACAGAAUUACACACCAUAACUGGACCAAGCAGCGUGUCCAGGAGCCAACGCCAGAGAGGACUCUAAUGAAUAUCAACCUCGACUGGGUCAAGCAGCGUGUCCAGGAGCCAACGCCAGAGAGGGCUCUAAAGGAUAUAAACCUCGACUGGGUCAAGCCGCGGGAGGAGGAGAGAGGUUGGACUUGGGAGCAGAAGAGGGAGAGUCUGGCGAGAGCCAUGGAGGCCAUAGCCACGGGGGAGAGACGAACCCAAUACAUUCUUAGGUGGGGGCUCACACCGUGGACGACGGGACUGCUGGAGGCAGAUAAGGGGCGAGUUGGUGGACGAGGAGAGAAGGCCACCGGGUUACGGGAGCCAUUGGCGAGUAGAGGGAAGGAAUAUGUAGAGGCACAGCGAGAGGUACUGAGGUGUGUAGCCAGUCCGGUCCGGCCCGUUCCUGAUCCCCAUGUAAGGCCAGUGGUGUGUGUUCCCAGUGCGGUCCGGCCUGUUCCUGUCCCUCGCACCAAGCCUGUGGUGCGCGUCGCCAGCCCGGCCUGUUCCUGCUCCCCGCACCAAGCCAAGGGUGCGCGUCGCCAGCUCGGCCCGGCCUGUUCCUGCCACUCGCACCAAGCCUACGGUGCGCGUCGCCAGCCCGGCUCAGCCUGUUCCUGCUCCCCGCACCAAGCCUGUGGUGCGCAUCGUCAGCCCAGUCCGGCCCGUCCCUGCUCCCCGCACCAAGCCUGUGGUGCACGUCGUCAGGCCGGUCCGGCCCGUUCCUGCUCCCCGCACCAAGCCUGUGGUGCGCGACGUCAGCCCAGUCCGGCCCGUCCCUGCUCCCCGCACCAAGCCUGUGGUGCGCUUCGUCAGCCCGGUUCGGCCCGUCCCUGCUCCCCGCACCAAGCCUGUGGUGCGCGUCGUCAGCCCGGUCCGGCCCGUUCCUGCUCCCCGCACCAAGCCUGUGGUGCGCGUCGUCAGUCCGGCACAGCCCGUGCCUGGGUCACCGGUGCCUGGUCAGGUACCGGUUAGCUGCUCCACAUCGGAGCCUGAGCGAUCCGCUCCACCGAUGUCCAGUCCAGAUCCAGCCAGCAGGGCCAGACCGGACCAGGGGCGCUAUGGGGGGUUUAUUGGAGGGUGGGGGUCAAGCCCGGAGCCGGAACCGCCUCGGAGGAGGAAUGCCCACCCGGCCCUUCCCUGUUCGGUUUAUGUUUGGCGCGGUCGCAGUCCGCGCCUUUGGGGGGGGGGUACUGUCACGCCCUGGCUCUGGGACUCUGUUAUGUUGAGCCAGGGUGUGUUGUUUCUAUGUGUUUUGUGUUCUAGGUUUUUUAUCUAGUUUAUUUGUUUCUAUGUUGGCCGGUGUGGUUCUCAAUCAGAGGCAACGUGUAUCAGCUGUUGCUUGUUGUCUCUGAUUGGGAACCAUACUUAGGCAGCCUGUUUUCCACAGUGUGUUGUGGGAUCUUGUUCCGUGUAUGGUUUGUGUCUGUUACUAAGGACUUCACGUAUCGUUUUGUUGUUUUGUUCGUUCGUGUGGUAAUUAAAAUAAAUAAGUAUGUUCACUCAUCACGCUGCGCAUUGGUCCACUUCCUUCAGCGAUCGUGACAAUAAAGUACUCAGGAAAUUGGAGAUUCCUCUCAGCAAAACAAGCAACAUAUACAAUGACCGACAAAGACAAAUGACAGAGGGAGUAUAUAGACAGUGAUAGAGUGGGGAUUGGAACCAGGUGUGUGUAAUGAUGACGAGACAAGUCUGGGGUUGAUGAGUGAAGGGUGUUUGCCAGCAGCAGGUUCGGAAGCAGCUAGAAUGCCGGCGACGCCGAACGCCUGAGCUGGACAGGAGGGGGAGCCAAAGGGAAGGCUGGUGUGACAGUAGCCCCCCCCCCCCCCCCCCCCCCCCCCCCCCCCCCCCCCCCCCCCCGAGGCAUUGCUCCAGCAGCGGGGCACCGCCAACCUUGGGGACGACCCCGGAGACGCGGUGUGGGUCGGUUCGGGACAACAUCUGUGGAAAUCCCGAAUGAGAGAACGGUCCAGGACGUCCCGCGCCGGAAACCAGCACCACUCUUCGGGACCGGACCCCUCCCAGUCGACCAGGUACUGGAGAGACCCCCCACGACGCCUUGAGUCCAACAGGCUGUGGACGGAGUACGCCGGGGCUCCCUCGAUGGCCAAGGGAGGGGGAGGUGCAUUGUGGUGUCCAGCACUAGCCAAGGUACCAGCUGCCACCGGCCUGAGGAGAGAUACAUGAAAUGAGGGUGAGAUACGGUAAUUGACCGGGAGCUGUAAUCUGUAUGUCACCUCGUUGAUUCUCCUCAGGACUUUGAACGGCCCCACAUACCACGGGCUCAGCUUCCGGCAGGGCAGGCGGAUGGGCAUGUCCUUCCUAGAAAGCCAGACCCUGUCACCGGGGUAAAAGACCGGGGCCACACUGCGGUGACGAUUGGCCUGCGCCUUCUGCCAGAGGACGAUGUGCAGGAGACGGGUGUUCUGUGUCCCAUACCUCCUCGGUGCACCGGAACCAAUCGUCCACCGCAGGAGCCUUGAUCUGACUCCGGUGCCAGGGCCUGGCUGAUAGCGUAGAACACACUGAAAGGGUGUGAGGUUAGUGGAGGAGUGACAGAGGGAGUUUUGUGCGUAUUCUGCCCGAGACAGAAACGCAGCCCACUACCCCGGCCGGUCCUGACAGUAACUACGAAGGUACCUACCCAGUUCCUGAUUCACCCUUUCCACCUGCUCAUUUGAUUGGGGACGGUACCCGGAGGUGAGGCUGACCGUGACCCCCAGUUGUUCCAUGAAGGCCUUCCAGACAUGGGAGGUGAACUGAGGACCACGGUCAGACACGAUGUCCUCCGGGAUCCCGUAGUGCCGGAAGACGUGAGAGAAGAGAGCCUCCACGGUCUGCAUGGCCGUAGGGAGACCAGGCAGAGGAAUCAAACAGGCUUUGGAAAGCUGGUCCACAACGACCAGGACGGUGGUGCACCCCUCUGAGGGGGGAAGGUCUGUGACAAAGUCCACGGAGAGAUGGGACAAGGAUCGUUGUGGAACCGGCAGCAGGUGGGGUUUGCCAUAGGGGAGGUGUCUCGAAUGUACUCUAGGUUCCGGUGGUCCGUCCAGACAAGGAAGGGGUGUUGAGCACCCUCCAGCCAGUGCCGCCAUGCCUUCAGCGCCUUCUUGACGGCCAACAACUCACAAUCCCCCACGUCGUAAUUCCGCUCUGCGGGAGACAGCCUCCGUGAGUAGAAGGUGCAUGGAUGGAGUUUAGGCGGCGAUCCAGUACGUUGAGAGAGAACAGCCCAUACUCCAACCUCGGAGGCGUCCACCUCCACGAUGAAGGGCAAAAACGGGUAAGGGUGAGCCAGAACUGGUGAAAUCACCCCCUAAAAUCAGCGAAUGGAAAUCUAAAUUGGGUAUAGCUGAUAUAAAGGUAGAAAUUAAACUUGUGUCAUCCCAAUUGGGGGCAUAAACACUAGUCAAAACAAGAGGUAGAAAACAGUUGACCAGUUACUAUGACUUAUUGUCCCUUAGGAUCAGCAAUAACCUCAUAAGCUACAAAGGGAUUCGAUUUAACUAAAUAAACUAAAGUCACAAUAAAAAUAACAAUAACGAGGCUAUAUACAGGGGGUACAGGUACCGAGUCAAUGUGCGGGGGAACAGGUUAGUAGUGGUAAUUGAAGUAAUAUGUACAUGUAGGUAGGGGUAAGGUGACUAUGCAUAGAUAAUAAACAGCAAGUCGCAGCAGCUUUUUUUUUUUUUUUUUAAAGGAGUGGGGGUCAAUGUAAAUAGUCCGGGUAGCCAUUUGAUUAACAGUUCAGGAAUCUUAUGGUUUGGGAUUCAAAAUCUGUUAAGGAGCCUUUUGGACCUGGACUUGGCGCUCCGGUACCGCUUGCUGUGCGAUAGCAGAGAGAACAGUCUAUGACUAGGCUGGCUGGAGUUUUUGACAAUUUUUAGGGUCGUCCUCUGACACCGCCUGGUAUAGAGGUCCUUGAUGGCAGGAAGCUUGGCCCCAGUGAUGUACUGGGCCGUACGCACUACCCUCUGUAGCGCCUUGCGGUCGGAUGCCAAGCAGUUGCCAUACCAGGCGGUGAUGCAACCAGUCAGGAUGCUCUCAAUGGUGCAGCUGUAUAACUUUUUGAGGAUCAGAGGACCCAUGCCAAAUCUUUUCAGUCUCCUGAGGGGGAAUAAGCGUUGUCGUCUUACAUUUCACAGGGUUGUUAGCCCCUUUGACGUUCCACGAAAUGUACUUGAUGGUAUUAUUUUGGCAAAACUGAGCAACCCUGUUAUACACCCCUGUCAUUAGAGCAAAGUGAAAAAGCAAUGAAUACCCCAAAAUCCUAAGAUAAUUUGUACGGUGUAAGAUACUUGGAAAAAGUACAGAAAAAGAAACAGAAAAAAACGACGGAAUGACAUUAGAACUAAACAAUUCACUCACUGAUGAAACUGAGCCUUGUAGGCCAGCUUUUCUCAAAAUCGGGUUUUUGGUGUUAUGUUUCGUUGUCAUUCAGACAUUUUGAAAUAAAAUAGUCUUGGGUACUUCAGAAAGGGAUCACCAAAGUAAUAUUUGAAAAUAAAUGCAGACGCUUAUCCAGAGCGACUUACAGUUUUUUAGUGAGUGCAUACAUUUUCAUACUGGCCCCCCGUGGGAAUCGAACCCACAACCCUGGCGUUGCAAACGCCAUGCUCUACCAACUGAGCUACACGGGACAACCUGUUGUUGUAUUCGCGUGGCUGUUGUCAUCAACCAGAAACCGGAAACAGGGUAUGCUUUUCAUUUGACUUUUAAAAUAAUAAAAUCACUUAAUUACUCAAAAUGAAGGCACCGAAGUGGCCACAACUUUUCACUGUGGAAGAGGCUGUAUCUACAGUGCCUUCGGAAAGUAUUCAGACCCUUUGACUUUUUCCACAUUUUGUUAGGUUACAGCCUUAUUCUAAAAUUGAUUAAAAUUAUAUUUUCCCUCAUCAAUUUACACACAAUACCCCAUAAUGACAAAGCAGAAAUAUCACAUUUACAUAAGUAUUCAGACCCUUUACUCAGUACUUUGUUUAAGCACCUUUGGCAGCAAUUACAGCCUCGAGUCUUCUUGGGUAUGACGCUACAAGCGUGGCACACCUGUAUUUGGGGAGUUUCUCAGGUUGGAUGGGGAGCAUUGCUGCACAGCUAUUGUCUGGUCUCUCCAGAGAUGUUCGAUCGGGUUCAAGUCCGGGCUCUGGCUGGGCCACUCAAGGACAUUCAAAGACUUGUCCCGAAGCCACUCCUGCGUUGUUUUUGCUGUGUGCUUAGGGUCGUUGUCCUGUUGGAAGGUGAACCUUCGCCCCAGUCUGAAGCACUGAGCACUCUGGAGCAGAUUUUCAUCAAGGAUCUCUCUGUACCCAUGCUCCGUUCAUCUUUGCCUCGAUCCUUACUAGUCUCCCUGCCGCUGAAAAACAUGCUUCACGGUAGGGAUGGUGCCAGGUUUCCUCCAGACGUGACGCUUGGCAUUCAGGCCAAAGAGUUCAAUCUUGGUUUCAUCAGACCAGAGAAUCUUGUUUCUCAUGGUCUGAGAGUCUUUUGGCAAACUCCAAGCCUGACAGACUAACUACAGAGUUCGCCAAUGUUAGUUGAUUAGUUACAAAGCUGGGACAAUUUCCAAAUUAAUUACAUCAGUAGAAACAGGACAAAACAAGCAAUUUGUUAGCUGGCUAUGUCAACAAAUAUCCAACCCAUCAUAUGAGCUCCACUGCGUGGGCAUCUACCCUACACAGCUAAACUGUCAAAUAUUAGGAAAACGUACAAAAUGUAUGGCCUUGGAAUAUCUGCACCUAGCAAACAUGACAAACCAUAACCUAAGCCCAACAGAUAAACACAAAUUACUCUAGCCUUCAUUUCGGUGGCUAGUUAGCUAUUUAUUAAAUAAAGGUUAAAAAAGUCGCGGUAAUUCUGCCAUAAAUUUAUAUUUUGAAAUAGAGCUCAAGGAGUCAUUUUUAAGAGUUGUUUGUAGGUUAUUUGGAAAUGGCAUAAUUUGCUCUUUCUGAUACUAUAUAGACAUCAAAACGUCUAACCUGCUUGUGACUCGGUAGGAGAAUUUGAUAAAAUCCCUUUUUGGCGCUUAGUUUACCUGCCUCUGUGUCUAUUCCAAGCUGCGCUGUUCAUCAGAUUCUUCAGGCUAUCUCAGUUAUUAUAUUUGUGAAAUUAGUUCCAAUAUAGUUUAGGUGUAGUUUCGAUGGGCCAUCAUCAGCUGCGCAGGCUGACUGCCAGUGAGUGACUUGAGGAGCAUUAGGGGCAGGGGGAACUGCUUAUAACACAAAUUAUGUUUGUGAUAUUAAGAUUCUAACAACGCCAGUGUGUUAUGUAGACUUUUUUAUUAAAAGCCAAGGAUGGGGGGGUGGGGUCAUGACUUUAAAAAUGGCAGAGUCAUUAAAAAAGUUCAUUUGUUUUUUGUCAACACGACGCUCUCGGCUCUCUUAGUGUUGUGGUGCUGACCAUGUUUGCUUUUCCUCUACAGGUGGCCAUUCCGGUGGUGUCAGUACGGCUGGUGAAGAAACACAGGACAGCAGGCCUAGUACCUAACGGGUUGGCUAUCACUGUGGACACCAGCCAGAAGGUAUGGUUCAGCAUAGUACAGCAGCACAAUGCAAUAUGGCUCUACCACUCACAAACAGCUAGCUAGGUGCUAACCCUUUCAGAGUUUUUUCUGCAUAGAAGAGUAUUGGGCGGGCCGGGUAAGUGUUUGUUCGGGCUGCCUAUGUGCAAAUAGUGUAAAAAAAAAAAUAUAUAUAUAUACAGUACCAGUCAAAAGUUUGGACACACUUACUCAUUCCAGGGUUUUUCUUUAUUUGUACUAUUUUCUAAAUUGUACAAUAAUAGUGAAGACAUCAAAACUAUGAAAUAACACAUAUGGAAUCAUGCGUUUGAGCCUAUCAGUUGUGUUGUGACAAGGUAUGGGUGGUAUACAGAAGAUAGCCCUAUUUGGUUGAAGACCAAGUCCAUAUUAUGGCAAGAACAGCUCAAAUAAGCAAAGAGAAACGACAGUCCAUCAUUACUUUAAGACAUGAAGGUCAGUAAAUCCGGAAAGUGUGAUGAAACUGGCUCUCAUGAGGACCGCCACAGGAAAGGAAGACCCAGAGUUACCUCUGCUGGAGUGGAUAAGUUCAAGGGAGUGCUCAGAUUGCAGCCCAAAUAAAUGCUUCACAGAGUUAACAGACACAUCUCAACAUCAACUGUUUGAAUCAGGCCUUCAUGGUCGAAUUACUGCAAAUAAACCACUACUAAAGGAUACCAAUAAGAGGAAGAGACUUGCUUGGGCCAAGAAAAACAAGCAGUGUACAUUAGACCAGUGGAAAUCUGUCCUUUGGUCUGAUGAGUCCAAAUCUGAGAUUUUUGGUUCCAACCGCCGUGUCUUUGUGAGACACAGAGUAGAUGAACAGAUGAUCUUCGCAUGUGUGGUUCCCAACGUGAAGCAUGGAGGAGGAAGUGUUAUGGUGUGGGGGUGCUUUGCUGGUGACACUGUCGUGAUAUAUUUAGAAUUAAAGGCACACUUAAUCAGCAUGGCUACCACAGCAUUCUGCAGCGAUACGGGACUUUAAUUUGUUUUUCAACAGGACAAUGACCCAAAACAUACCUCCAGACUGUGUAAGGGCUAUUUGACCAAGAAGGAGAGUGAUGGAGUGCUGCAUCAGAUGACCUGGCCUCCACAAUCACCCGACCUCAACCCAGUUGAAAUGGUUUGGGAUGAGUUGGACCGCAGAGUGAAGGAAAAGCAGCCAACAAGUGUUCGGCAUAUGUGGGAACUCCUUCAAGACUGUUGUAAAAUCAUUCCAGGUGACUACCUCAUGAAGCUGGUUGACGGAAUGCCAAGAGUGUGCAAAGCUGUCAUCAAGGCAAAGGGUGGCAACUUUGAAGAAUCUCAAAUAUAAAAUAUAUUUUGAUUUGUUUAACACUUUUUUGGUUACUACAUGAUUCCAAAUGUGUUAUUUCAUAGUUUUGAUGUCUUCACUAUUCAUCUACAAUGUAGAAAAUAGUAAAAAUAAAGAAAAACCCUUGAAUGAGUAGGUGUGCCCAAACUUUUGACUGGUACUGUAUAUAUAUAUUCCGGAUAUGAAGUUAAUUUCUUUGCCCCAUUUUUUGCAGUUUUACUUUCAGUGCCUUAUUGCAAACAGUAUGCAUGUUUUGGAAUAUUUGUAUUCUGUGCAGGCUUCCUUCUUUUCACUCUGUCAAUUAGGUGUGUAUUGUGGAGUAACUACAAUGUUGUUGGUCCAUCCUCUGUUUUCUCCUAUCACAGCCAUUAAACUCUGUAACUGUGUUAAAGUCAUCAUUGGCCUCAUGGUGAAUUCCCUGAGCGGUUUUCUUCCUCUCCAGCAACUGAGUUAGGAAGGACGCCUGUAUCUUUGUAGUGACUGGGUGUAUUGAUACACCAUCAAAAGUGUAAUUAAUAACUUCACCAUGCUCAAAGUGAUAUUCAAUACCAAUACAUGCCCUUCUUUGCGAGGCAUUGGAAAACAUCCCUGGUCUUUGUGGUUGACUCUGUGUUUGAAAUUCACUUGCUCGACUGAAGGACCUUACAGAUAAUUGUAUAUGUGUAGGGUCAGAGAUGAGGUAGUCAUUCAAGAAUCAUGUUAAACACUAUUAUUGCAGACAGAGUAAAUGCAACUUAUGUGACUUGUUAAUCAAAUUUUUACUACUGAACUUAUUUAGGCUUGCCAUAACAAAGGGUUUGAAUACUUAUUGACUUAAGACAUUUCAGCUUUUCAUUUGUAAUUAAUUUGUAAACAUUUCUAAAAACAUAAUUCCACUUUGACAUUACGGGGUAUUGUGUGUAGGCCAGUGACAAAAUCUCAAUUUAAUCAAUUUAAAAUUAAAGCUGUAACACAACAAAAUGUUGAAAGAUUAAAGGGGUGUGAAUAGUUUCUGAAGGUGGGCAAAAAAAGUAUUUAGUCAGCCACCUAUUGUGCAAGUUCUCCCACUUAAAAAGAUGAGAGAGGCCUGUAAUUUUCAUCAUAGGUACACGUCAACUAUGACAGACAAAUUUUGAAAAAAAUAUCCAGAAAAUCACAUUGUAGGAUUUUUAAUGAAUUUAUUUGCAAAUUAUGGUGGAAAAUAAGUAUUUGGUCACCUACAAACAAGCAAGAUUUCUGGCUCUCACAGACCUGUAACUUCUUCUUUAAGAGGCUCCUCUGCCCUCCACUCGUUACCUGUAUUAAUGGCACCUGUUUGAACUUGUUAUCAGUAUAAAAGACACCUGUCCACAACCUCAAACAGUCACACUCCAAACUCCACUAUGGCCAAGACCAAAGAGCUGUCAAAGGACACCAGAAACAAAGUUGUAGACCUGCACCAGGCUGGGAAGACUGAAUCUGCAAUAGGUAAGGAGCUUGGUUUGAAGAAAUCAACUGUGGGAGCAAUUAUUAGGAAAUGGAAGACAUACAAGACCACUGAUAAUCUCCCUCGAUCUGGGGCUCCACGCAAGAUCUCACCCCGUGGGGUCAAAAUGAUCACAAGAACGGUGAGCAAAAAUCCCAGAACCACACGGGGGGAGCUAGUGAAUGACCUGCAGAGAGCUGGGACCAAAGUAACAAAGCCUACCAUCAGUAACACACUACGCCGCCACGGACUCAAAUCCUGCAGUGCCAGACGUGUCCCCCUGCUUAAGCCAGUACAUGUCCAGGCCCGCCUGAAGUUUGCUAGAGUGCAUUUGGAUGAUCCAGAAGAGGAUUGGGAGAAUGUCAUAUGGUCAGAUGAAACCAAAAUAUAACUUUUUGGUAAAACUCAACUCGUCGUGUUUGGAGGACAGAGAAUGCUGAGUUGCAUCCUAAGAACACCAUAUCUACUGUGAAGCAUGGGGGUGGAAACAUCAUGCUUUGGGGCUGUUUUUCUGCAAAGGGACCAGGACGACUGAUCUGUGUAAAGGAAAGAAUGAAUGGGGCCAUGUAUCGUGAGAUUUUGAGUGAAAACCUCCUUCCAUCAGCAAGGGCAUUGAAGAUGAAACGUGGCUGGGUCUUUCAGCAUGACAAUGAUCCCAAACACACCGCCCGGGCAACGAAGGAGUGGCUUCGUAAGAAGCUUUUCAAGGUCCUGGAGUGGCCUAGCCAGUCUCCAGAUCUCAACCCCAUAGAAAAUCUUUGGAGGGAGUUGAAAGUCUGUGUUGCCCAGCGACAGCCCAAAAACAUCACUGCUCUAGAGGAGAUCUGCAUGGAGAAAUGGGCCAAAAUACCAGCAACAGUGUGUGAAAACCUUGUGAAGACUUACAGAAAACGUUUGACCUGUGUCAUUGCCAACAAAGGGUAUAUAACAAAGUAUUGAGAAACUUAUGUUAUUGACCAAAUACUUAUUUUCCACCAUAAUUUGCAAAUAAAUUCAUUAAAAAUCCUACAAUGUGAUUUUCUGGAAAAAAAAUCUAAUUUUGUCUGUCAUAGUUGACGUGUACCUAUGAUGAAAAUUACAGGCCUCUCUCAUCUUUUUAAGUGGGAGAACUUGCACAAUUGGUGGCUGACUAAAUACUUUUUUCCCCCACUGCAUGUAUUUAUUUUGAAGAAAAUAAAUUAGGAUGGAAAAAGGUUUUCAGUGUAAACUUAAACAACUAAAACCAGAUAUAAAGUAUGUAGAAAAGAUAAUGGAACUAUAUAUUUUUUUAAUAGAAUGAUAUUUGAAAACGAACAAUCACCAAAUUAAAAACUAGAGAGUCGGGGAGAAUCUAAAAUUCAAAAAAUGAUGCAUUCAGGGGUAUUUUUUUAAAAAUAAUUUUGUGUCAGUCAGAUAGCAUAAGCCAUGGCAAAAUGUGUAGAAUUGCAGGAAAUUAGCUUUAAAACUGCUACAUUUAUCUCAGCCCCAUGGCACGAUGUGUAGAAUUGCAGGAAAUUUGCUUUAAAACAGCUACGUUUUGUCACUGCGGCCAACAGAAGGCCCUCAAACAUUUUAGGUCAGCGACCGCACCAUUGGCCAAGCCCCCACCACACCCACCACCUAAUCCCCAUUUUGAUCCCCAAUAAAACCUGCCUUUAAACACCAAAGCAGUACGGGCUAGAGGUUGCUUCUGGACCAGGCCUGUUUUGCUUUAACUUGUCUUUGUCUUGCUAAACAAUGCAAAGCAACGCAACAAAGUAGCAUUGCAGAAACAGUCAGGUAGCCAAGCUAACAAGUAGCCAGGCCAACUGUCAGGUAGCCAGACUAACAGUCAGGUAGCAGGCUAACAACAAGGUAGGCAGGCUUAAAACCAGGUAGCCAGGCUAAAAGUCAGGUAGCAGGCCAACUACCAGGUAGCCAGCCUAACAACAAGGCUAACAACCAUAUAGCCAAGCUAACAGUUACUGUAGGUAGCCAGGCUAACAUCAAGGCUAACAACCAGGUAACCAAACGAACAGUCAGGUAGCCAGACUAACAACCAGAGAGCCAGGCAAACAGUCAGGUAGUCAGCCUAAUCAAGCUAACAGCCAGCACUCAGCUACACGAAAUAGUGUGUUUGAGAACACCUGAACCAACAGAAUGUAACCUAGUCAGCACACGUGGGGAACACACAAGUCAGGUUAAUGUCAGUCAAAACACUCAAUGAAGCAAUCCCCCAGGCGGUCCAAAGGUAGAGGGUCCACACUGUAUGUUCAACUGGUCCAGUCAGAGGGAACUCUGUUAGUGGAGCCACACAGCGGACAUACAGGUAACUGCCAAAAUAAAGGAAACCUUGAGUAAAUGAGGGAUACAAAGUAUAUUAAAAGCAGGUGCUUCCACACAGGUGUGGUUCCUGAGCAAUUCCUAAGCAAUUAACAUCCCAUCAUGCUUACAUGCUGACUACACUGGCCACGUGUGUGUGUCCGCAUGCACCAUGGCACACGUUGAUUUUGUCCACACCAGAAGCAAUCAUGACACGCAGGUUAAAAUAUCAAAACCAACUGCGAACCAACUAUAUUAAUUUGGGGGCAUGUCAAACACACAUGAAACAUGAAUGGACAUUUAGCUAGCUUGCUAUUGCUAACUAAUUUGUCCUGGGAGAUGAACAUUGGGUUGUUAUUUUACCUGAAAUGUAUAUGGCCCUUUUUUUGCUGGAUCUUUGUAGAAUUUUGACCCGGAGUCAUACAGAAUCGUGUGUUUCUCUACUCCGACUAUUAACACUAGAAAAGCUGGGCAUCUAGCAAUCCCGUUCUGAGCCAAUUAAUUCUAACAGUCUAAAAAAUACAUUUUAUAUAUGCUAUUGCAAAAAUAAUAAUUUGGUUGUUUAUGAAGGUUGUAGGUAGGUCUACCAUUAGAAUAAAAACAUUUUCAUUAGUUUAUGUUACUGUAGGCUACAUGUAAAAAUGAAAAAACAAAACACCACAAUUCAAGUGUUAUCACAAAGAAAUGCAUUAUUAUUUCGUUAAGGCAGGUCUUUAGAAACAUUAAACUAAUAAAUUAUAUUUCAAAAGAACAGAAUAGUCUGUGCAUAGUAGCCUAUGGCUAAGCUGCCGCAAGUGCUCACAUGUAGAAUGCAUUGAAUAACGGCUGUAAUAUUCUACAAAAAAAAAGUGGUAAUUUGAAAUAGAGCCCAUUCCUUAAUUUUUUAUUGUUUGGCAAAUGUAUGUGUUUUAGAAACCUUAGAACCUGCUCUUUAGGCUUCAUCUAUUAUUAUAGGCCUAUGUGUGAAAUUAGUUUUCAUAUACUGUAGUUUAGGUGGAGUUUCUAUGGGCCAUUGUCAGAUGGCAGCCAACUGGUGAAGCAAGGGCAGGGCAGAAAAAAAUCACGUCCUCCUAAAAUUGCUUAGAACACAAACUCUGUUUGUGAUAUCGAAAUUCUAAUUACGACAGUGUGUUGAAUAUACUUAUUUAGGUAAAGUCAAGAACAGGGUGGACAUGACUUUAAAAAUGGCAGAGUAAUUACAAUUUUUUAUGUAUAUGACCUCAAAUUGAUGCGCUCUGAGUUUUUAGUUCAAUAAUGAAUCUCUCCUCGUUUAUCUUUCAAAUACCCACGUGGGGUUGUAUGCUCCUGAAAACCAAUGAGUAGAUGGGAGAGGCAGGACUUGCAAGUUCUAUUUUAGCACUUGGCUAAGCAGACACUCGUUCACACACGUGAGCGGUGUGGGUGAAAAUAUUGAAUAACAUGUAUGUGUACAUUUAUUUUGCAACACUCGGGCAUGCAAAAUCAAAUCAAAUCAAAUUGUAUUUGUCACAUGCGCCGAAUACAACAGGUGUAGACCUUACAGUGAAAUGCUUACUUACAAGCCCUUAACCAACAAUGCAGUUUUAAGAAAGAAUACCAAAAUAAAUAAAUAAUAAAAUGUUACAAAUAAUUAAAGAGGAGCAGUAAAAUAACAAUAGCGAGGCUAUAUACAGGGGGUACCGGUACCGAUUCAAUGUGCGGGGGCACCGGCUAGUCGAGGUAAUUGAGGUAAUAUGUACAUGUAGGUAGAGUUAUUAUAGUGACUAUGCAUAGAUAAUAAACAGAGAGUAGCAGCAGCGUAAAGGGGGGGGGGGGGGCUGUUGCCUUUAAUCCAUGGCUUCUGGUUGGGGUAUGUACUUACAGUCACUGUGGGGAUGACGUCAUCAAUGCACUUAUUGAUGAAGCCAGUGACUGAUGUGGUGUACUCCUCAAUGCAUCGGAAGAAUCCCAGAACAUAUUCCAGUCUGUGCUAGCAAAACAGUCCUGUAGCUUAGCAUCUGCUUCAUCUGACCACUUUUUUAUUGACUGAGUCACUGGUGCUUCCUGCUUUAGUUUUUGCUUGUAAGCAGGAAUCAGGAGGAUAGAAUUAUGGUCAGAUUUGCCAAAUGGAGGACGAGGGAGAGCUUUGUACGCGUCUCUGUGUGUGGAGUAAAGGUGGUCUAGACUUUCUUUCCCUCUGGUUGCACAUUUAACAUGCUGGUAGAAAUGAGGUCAAACGGAUUUAAGUUUCCCUGCAUUAAAGUCCCCGGCCACUAGUAGCGCCACCUCUGGAUGAGCGUUUUCCUGUUUGCUUAUGGCGGUAUACAGUUCAUUGAGUGCGGUGUUAGUGCCAGCAUCGGUUUGUGGUGGUAAAUAGACAGCUACGAAGAAUAUAGAUGAAAACUCUCUUGGUAGAAAGUGUGGUCUUCAGCUUAUCAUGAGAUACUCUACCUCAGGUGAGCAAAACCUUGUGUCCGGUAAGGUUUGCAUGUUAGGGUCAUGUAUAAAAAGUUGCCCAUUAUUUUGGCUACCAUGGCUAUGCCCCUAUAGGUUCUACUAAACUGUAUGGAAUUGUUUUAAGAAGGUCAAACCGAGGAUCAUUUAGUUAUUUGAUUUUGAAUUUUAAGACCCCUUGAAGUAUUAAAAAAAUAUAUACAAAAAUUAUUUGAUGGAAGAAUUGUAUUUGGCUUACAGCUAUUAGCCCAUACAAACACAUUGAAUAACAGAUUCACUACACGGAACAAUAGAUAGUCCCCCAAAAAAUCUAAAGGAAGUUUGUUCUGAAGUGUCUGUCCUAUAUCUGAGAGUAAGAUCAAGAAACAUUAUAUAUAUAUUUUUACAUGUACUGUAUUGAACCCCUUAUUUUUGGCACUAAACUGUCUCCAUAUACAGUUGAAGUCGGAAGUUUACAUACACCUAGAUUGGAGUCAUUAAAACUCAUUUUUCAACCACUCCACAAAUGUCUUGUUAACAAACUAUAGUUUUGGCAAGUCGGUUAGGACAUCUACUUUGUGCAUGACACAAGUAAUUUUUCCAACAAUUGUUUACAGACAGAUUAUUUCACUUAUAAUUCACUGUCUCACAAUUGCAGUGGGUCAGAAGUUUACAAACACUAAGUUGACUGUGCCUUUAAACAGCUUGGAAAAUUCCAGAAAAUGAUGUACCUGUGGAUGUAUUUCAAGGCCUACCUUCAAACUCAGAGCCUCUUUGCUUGACAUCAUGGGAAUAUCAAAAGAAAUCAGCCAAGACCUCAGAAAAGAAUUGUAGACCUCCACAAGUCUGGUUCAUCCUUGGGAGCAAUUUCCAAACGCCUGAAGGUACCACGUUCAUCUGUACAAACAAUAGUACGCAAGCAUAAACACCAUGGGACCACGCAGCCGUCAUACCACUCAGGAUGGAGACGCGUUCUGUCUCCUAGAGAUGAACGUACUUUCGUGCGAAAAGUGCAAAUCAAUCCCAGAACAACAGCAAAUGACCUUGUGAAGAUGCUGGAGGAAACAGGUACAAAAGUAUCUAUAUCCACAGUAAAACAAGUCCUAUAUUGACAUAACCUGAAAGGCCGCUCAGCAAGGAAGUGUGUGCGAGCAAGGAGGCAUACAAACCUGACUCAGUUACACCAGCUCUGUCAGGAGGAAUGGGCCAAAAUUCACCCAACUUAUUGUGGGAAGCUUGUGGAAGGCUACCCGAAACGUUUGAUCCAAGUUAAACAAUUUAAAGGCAAUGCUACCAAAUACUAAUUGAGUGUAUGUAAACUUCUGACCCACUGGGAAUGUGAUGAAAUAAAUAAAAGCUUAAAUAAAUCAUUCUCUCAACUAUUAUUCUGACAUUUCACAUUCUUAAAAUAAAGUGGUGAUCCUAACUGACCUAAGACAGGGAAUUCUUACUAGGAUUAAAUGUCAGGAAUAGUGAAAAACUGAGUUUAAAUGUAUUUGGCAAAGGUGUAUGUGAACUUCCGACUUCAACUGUAUACUUCCAUAUAUUUUUUUUACUGGUACAGGGGGACUUUCAGACGGGUCUUGUGAGGCCUGUGGGAAUCUUAGAGCAAAACAACAUGUACGUGUUCAUGGGAGUCUCACCUUUCCACAGAGGGGUCAUACUCUUCGGACGCUGCAGACAGAAAUUGGCAGAUCGGCUGUACCGAUUUCAGACUGUCACACCUUGAUCUGUUUCACCUGUCUUUGUGAUUGUCUCCACCCCCCUCCAAGUGUCGCCCAUCUUCCACAUUAUCCCCAGUGUAUUUAUACCUGUGUUCUCUGUAUGUCUGUUGCCAGGUCGUUUUGUUUCAUCAAGCCUACCAGCGUUUUUCCCCUUGCUCCUGUCUUUCUCAAGUUCCUGUUUUCUAGGUUUCCCGGUUUUAACCAUUCUACCUGCCCUGAGCCUGAACGUGCCUGCCGUUCUGUACCUUUUGGACUUUGAUCUGGAUUACUGACCUCUGCCUGCCCUUGACCUGUCGUUUGCCUGCCCCCUGUUUUUGUAAUAAACUUUUGUUACUUCGACACUGUCUGCAUCUGGGUCUUCACCUGAAAAGUGAUAGUACGAACUGGCCAUGACUGACCCAGCAGACUCGGACCAGCUCCGCAACGCCAUCUCCUCCCAAGGAGCCACCAUUGGACGGCACAAGGAGUUGCUUUGUGGUCUCAUGGAAGGGUUCCAGACCUUGGCCGAACGCCAUGACCGAGCAUUUAACACAUUGCUGGAACAAUUCCGCGGGUUGUCUGUUAGGCAGCCUACCACGACGGUAAUCUCCCAGCCCCUCAGUAACCCGGCUGUUAGCAGCGCAGCCUCCCCGGCCACUCCGGUUUUCCGAGAACCCCGCUUACCUCCCCUGGAAGGCUUCGCUGAAGAGUCGGGAACCUGUCAGGCAUUUCUCGCUUAGUGUUCGCUCAUCAUAGAGCUGCAGCCCUCCUCCUUCCCCUCGGACUGCUCUAAGAUAGCGUACCUCAUCACGCUGAUGUCCGGGAGGGCUCUCGCCUGGGCUACGGCAGUGUGGGAACAACAGUUGGCCGUAUGCUUCAGUCUGGAGGAGUUCAUGCAGGAGGAAAAGAAGGUUUUCGAUGCUCCAUUGUCCGGGAGAGAGGCUGCCCAGAAGUUACUCCAGCAAGAAUCCCGCAGUGUGGCAGACUAUGCAGUGGAUUUCCGUACGUUGGCAGCUGAGUGUGCCUGGAACCCGGAAGCGCUGUUCGACACGUUCCUGCACAGAGUAUCAAGAGGAAGUAAAGGACGAGCUUGCAGCCCAGGAACUACCAACGGAUCUCGACGCACUCAUUGCCUUGACCAUUCGGAUCGAUGGGCGACUACGGGAACGAAGGAAGGAGAGGAAGUCCGGUUCAAGUCCCUGACGGCUCCGUUGCCAAGAGAACCCGAGGCUAACCGAGUUCCUUCGAGAGUUUCCGAAGUCUGCCAAUUCACCUCUUCCGGAGCCGAUGCAACUAGGCAGUGCUAGGCUGUCUCCAGCCGAACGGCAAUACAGGCUUCACACGAAGAGUUGCCUGUAUUGCGGGACUACUGGUCAUUUUGUGUCCACUAAAAUACCAGGCUCACCGGUAGGAGCGACUAUUGUGGGCCAUACGGAUAACUUUUCCUCUCCCCUUACUCACACCCCCUUUCAUGCCAUCUUGCUGUGGGGGAACCAGUCGAAAUCUCUCUGGGUACUCAUCGACUCUGGGGUCGAUGAGAGAUUUAUGGACGCUACACUGGCGUCCGAGCUGGGCAUCCCCACUCAGCCCCUCUCCAUUCCCAUGGACGUUAGAGCGCUGGACGGGCGCUCUAUAGGCCGGGUCACCCACAAUACCACCCCCAUCAACCUACGAGUAUCAGGGAACCACGGCAAGAUGAUCCAAUUCCUGCUAAUUAAGUCUCCUCGGGUUCCCGUGGUAUUGGGUUUCUCUUUGCUCCAGCGACACAACCCCUUUAUUGACUGGUAUACUGGUGCCAUCAUGGGCUGGAGCCCGUUCUGCCACGCUCAUUGCCUGAAGUCAGCGUAGCUUGCCCCGGGACGUCUUCCUGGGGGCUCGGAAGUUGCCUUGGACCUCUCCACUUCGCUUCCGCCGCACCGAACCUACGACUGCGGAAUCUACCUUCUCCCAGGCACCACUCCGCCCCGGGGACGACUGUACUCGCUGUCUGGUCCGGAGACCAAAGCUAUGGAGACCUACAUUGAGGGAUCCCUAGCUGCCGGGUUCAUUCGUCCUUCUGCCUCCCCCGCCGUGCAUCGACUACCGGGGCCUCAAUGACAUCACAGUGAAGACCCGCUACCACUCAUCUCCUCGGCCUUCGAGCCGCUCCAGGGGGUCAACGUGUUCUCCCAGCUGGACCUACGGAACGCCUACCACCUGGUGCGGAUACGGGAGGGGGACGAGUGGAAGACUGCCUUCAACGCGGCCAGCGGUCACUACAAGUAUCUGGUCAUGCCAUUUGGCCCUACCAAAGCUCCAGCUGUGUUCCAGGCCCUGGUUAAUGAUGUUCUCCGCGACAUGUUGAACCGGUUCGUCUUCGUCUACCUCGACGACAUCCUCGUCUUCUCCCACUCUGCCCAAGAACAUGUGCUCCACGUCCGACAGGUCCUCCAACGCCUCCUGGAGAACCAGCUUUUUGUGAAAGCUGUGAAAUGCGAAUUCCAUCGCUCCACCAUCCCCUUCCUGGGCUACAUCAUCACUGCAGGGAGUGUACAGAUGGAUCCCGGGAAGGUGAGAGCGGUGGUGGAUUGGCCCCAGCCUACGUCCAGAGUGCAGCUGCAAUGUUUCCUGGGAUUCACCAACUUUUAUCGCCGCUUUAUCCGGGGUUACAGCACCCUGGCUUCCCCCCUGUCUGCACUCACCUCUCCCAAGGUUCCGUUCACAUGGUCCCCAGCUGCUGACUGGGCGUUCCUGGACCUCAAACACUGUUUCACCACUGCUCCCAUCUUGGUUCAUCCUGACCCGUUCCGCCCGUUCGUGGUGGAGGCCGAUGCUUCGGAUGUCGGAGUGGGGGCGGUCCUAUCCCAGCGUUCGGCCCUGGACCUCAAGUUACAUCCCUGCGCCGCCUUCUCCCAUCGCCUCAACACCACGGAGAGGAAUUACAGUGUGGGGAAUCGUGAGCUUCUCGCAGUGAAGAUGGCGUUGGAGGAGUGGAAGCUCUGGCUGGACAGGGUGGAACUUCCGUUCAUUGUGUGGACAGACCACAAGAACUUGGAAUAUCUCCGCACCGCCAAGCGUCUCAAUUCCAGGCAAGCUAGGUGGGCCCUGCUUUUCACCCGGUUCAAGUUCUCUCUCUCAUACCGACCGGGAUCCAAGAAUGUCAAGCCAGAUGCACUGUCACGCCGCUAUAGCCCCGCGGCUACACCCCCGGAAUUAGAGACCAUCCUUCCCACCUCGUGCUUGGCAAUGGCACUCAGUUGGGGAAUAGGGAAGCAGGUCCGGGAGGCGCAGCGUUCCCAGCCGAACCCUGGAGGGAGGUGGGGCCCAGAUAAUCGGAUGUUUGUUCCUGACGCUGUCCGCUCCUCGGUCCUGGAGUGGGCCCACUCCUUCAGGCUUGCCUGCCACCCGGGCUCCCGUCGGACCCUGACCUUUGUGCGACAACGCUUUUGGUGGCCUACCACGGUUUGUGACAUCUCCGCCUGCACGAUCUGUGCGCAGAACAAGACAGGGGAUUCCAGUACCUGGUUGACUGGGAGGGUUUUGGCCCGGAGGAGAGGUGCUGGGUCCCCGCUAGGGACAUCCUGGACCCAGGCCUCAUCGCUGAGUUUCAACGCUGGCACCCCGGUCAACCAGGUAUGCGCCCAGGUAGGACGCCAGGUGGUGCCCCUAGAGGGGGGAGUACUGUCACACCCUGAUCUGUUUCACCUGUAUUUGUGAUUGUCUCCACCUCCCUCCAGGUGUCGCCCAUCUUCCCCAUUAUCCCCAGUUAAUUUAUACCUGUGUUCUCUGUUUGUCUGUUGCCAGUUCGUUUUGUUUCGUCAAGCCUACCAGGGUUUUCCCCUUGCUCCUGCCUUUCUCAAGUUCCUGUUUUCUAGUUUUCCCGGUUUUGACCAUUCUCCCUGCCCUGACUGUGAACCUGCCUGCCGUUCUGUACCUUGUCACACCACCCUGGAUUAUUGACCUCUGCCUGCCCUUGACCUGUCGUUUGCUGCCCCCUGUUUUUGUAAUAAACUUCUGUUACUUCAACACUCUCUGCAACUGGGUCUUCUCCUGAAAGGUGAUACAGACGAGUCCCAAGACGCUUGUGGGGGUCGUAGAGCAAAACGGAAAACACCAUCGUAUUUGUGAGAGUCUCAUCAAACCGUUCAGACACUACAGAUGAUUUUGUGAGAAGUCCGAUUUUCAGGAUGUCUCAUGGUCUGAUAAACACCGCAGAUGCGGAAGUGUGACAUCGGCGGAUGCGUUGUAUUGAGAGGCAUCCAAUGCAAAAAAACAUAUCUUUAGCUUAAACUGACAGAUUUUUCUGGGGAUAUUUUUGUUAUAUAUUAAUUUGAUUUCCGCGGGGCCUCGGAAAUUGACUUUAGGGGGUUAAGACAAUUUAUGUUGGUGUUUCCUUUAUUUUGGCAGUUACUGUACCUGCAGUUUGUUCUCAACAGACACUGCUCUAAAUUGAGAACAUACAACAUAUCAGAUUAAAGGCCCAGUUCAGUCAAAAACUUGAUUUUCCUGAUUUCCACACUAAGAGGUUGGAUAAUACUGUGAAAUUGUGAAAAUUAGUGUAAGAGCUGUUUGAAAAGACUGCCUGAAAUUUCAGCCUGUUUUUGUGGGAUGGAGUUUUGUUCACCAAGCGGUACAUUUGUUAAUUAACCAAUAAGAAAGAGAGUUCCAAACCUCUCUGCCAAUAACAGCUAGUUUUCCCCUCCCCACUCAGACCACUCCCAGACAGUCCUAGUAAAAUUCUUGCUUGAGAAAUUGCUCUUUGCUCAAAGGUAUAUUUUUGUAUUUUUGACCAUUUUAAUAAAAUAAAAUAAAAUUGUAUUUGUCACAUGCACCGAAUACAACAGGUGUAGACCUUACCGUGAAAUGCUUACUUACAAGCCCUUAACCAACAAUGCAGUUCAAGAAAUAGAGUUAAGAAAAUAUUUACUAAAUAAAAUAAAGUUAAAAAUAAAAUAAAAAGUAAAAUAACAAUACAGAUGCUAUAUCCCUUUUCAGGUUUAGAAAAAGUGGCUGCUAAAUGCUAACUCCCAUUCGUGGUAAAGGUUAGUCAAGGUAAUUUGUAGGUAGAGGUAAAGUGACUAUGCAUAGAUAAUAAACAGCGAGUAGCAGCAGUAUAAAAUCAAAGGGGGGGUGGCCAUUUGAUUAAUUGUUCAGCAGUCUUAUGGCUUGGGGAUAGAAGCUGUUAAGGAGCCUUUUGGACCUAGACUUGGCGCUCCGGUACUGCUUGCUGUGCGGUAGUAGAGAGAACAGUUUAUGACUUGGGUGGCCGGAGUCUUUGACAAUUUUUUGGGCCUUCUGUCCAGGUGGGAAAGGGCAGUGUGUAGUGCGAUUGAGAUUGUGUCAUCUGUGGAUCUGUUGGGGCGGUAUGCGAAUUGGAGUGGGUCUAGGGUUUCCGGGAUGACGGUGUUGAUGUGAGCCAUGACCAGCCUUUCAAAGCACUUCAUGGCUACCGACGUGAGUGCUACGGGGUGGUAGUCAUUAAGGCAGGUUACCUUCGCUUUCUUGGGCACAGGGACUAUGGUGGUCUGCUUGAAACCUGUAGAUAUUACAGACUCGGUCAGGGAGAGGUUGAAAAUGUCAGUGAAGACACUUGCCAGUUGGUCCGCGCAUGCUCUGAGUAAACGUCCUGGUAAUCCGUCUGGCCCCGCGGCCUUGUGAAUGUUGACCUGUUUAAAGGUCUUGCUCACAUCGGCUAUGGAGAGCGUGAUCACACAGUCGUCCGGAACAGCUGGUGCUCUCAUGAAUGCUUCAGUGUUGCUUGCCUCGAAGCGAGCAUAAAAGGCAUUUAGCUCGUCUGGUAGGCUCGCUUCACUGGGCAGCUCGCGGCUGGGUUUCCCUUUGUAGUCUGUAAUAGUUUGCAAGCCCUGCCACAUCCAACGAGCGUCAGAGCCGGUGUAGUAGGAUUCAAUCUUAGUCCUGUGUUUGAUAGUUCGUCUGAGGGCAUCGCAAGAUUUCUUAUAAGCGUCCGGAUUAGUGUCUCGCUCCUUGAAAGCGGCAGCUCUAGCCUUUAGCUCGGUGUGGAUGUUGCCUGUAAUCCAUUGCUUCUGGUUGGGAUAUGUACGUACGGUCACUGUGGGGACGACGUCGUCGAUGCACUUAUUGAUGAAGCCGAUGACUGAGGUGGUAUACUCCUCAAUGCCAUUGGAUGAAUCCCGGAACAUAUUCCAGUCUGUACUAGCAAAACAGUCUGUAUUGAGCGAGUCACUGGUACUUCCUGCUUUAGUUUUUGCUUGUAAGCAGGAAUCAGGAGGAUAGAAUUGUGGUCAGAUUUGCCAAAUGGAGGGCGAGGGAGAGCUUUGUAUGCGUCUCUGUGUGUGGAGUAAAGGUGGUUUAGAGUUUUUUUUCCUCUGGUUGCACGUGACAUACUGGUAGAAAUUAGGUCAAACUGAUUUAAGUUUGCCUGCAUUAAAGUCCCCUGAAUAUUAUCCGUGUUGUCGUUCAGCCACGACUCAGUGAAAUAUAAGAUAUUACAGUUUUUAAUGUCCCGUUGGUAGAAUAGUCUCGAGCGGAGAUCAUCCAGUUUAUUUUCCAGUGAUUGCACGUUGGCCAAUAGAACGGAUGGUAGAGGCGGGUUACCCACUCGCCGACGAAUUCUCACAAGGCACCCCAAUCUACGCCCCCUGUAUUUCUGUAUUUUCUUCAUGCGAAUGACGGGGAUUUGGGCCUGGUCUCUGAGAAGCAGUAUAUCCUUCGCGUCGGACUCUUUUCGGUCAUAAUAGACGUUUGUAGUAACAUUAUGUACAAAGUAAGUUACAAAAACUGCGGCCGCCAAGAAAAUUAUUUCUGUAUGAUGGAAGCCUCCACGCUCAAUAGAUCUUAAUAUUUUUGUAUGUGAUUUAUAUGGAGUUGUCUACGGCUCGCGUUCAGGGAGCUAAUGACGACACGUUGACCCAAUGGCUUCUUGCUACUUAAUAAUUUCGUGAUGUAUUGCUUUGAGUUUUUUUGUUUGGUUUGUUUGCUUUUCUGAUCCGUCUUUAUGUCAUUAGAUCCAUUGGGUCCUCGGUGGGGUGGGAUUGAUUUGGGGGAGGGGGGUUGUAACUUCAUUCUGUGUAUCUGUAUUCUUGUUUCCUAACAGUUAUUAUUAUAAAUAAAAACAUUUGAUCAUAAAAAGGAAUGUACAGCAAUCAGGGUGCUUGUGUUUUGUUUCUAACGUUAACUCAAUAGCCUGUUCUCGUUCUUGUACCAGAUAGUGGUGUGAUGUAACAGGGCUCCUGACAGCGAACACCUUUAUGGGGUUUUAUGGACCUUAGUGACGACAGCUAAAGCUGCUGGCUGCCGCCUGGCUUUGUUUUGUCUUGGAUGAAUUGGAGAAGCUGAGUGGGAGAGACAGCUCUCAGAUAACUUCAAUGUCUAAACGUGUUUUGGGAAUAGUGGUCUAAGCAAAACAUUUAUGGGUAACACAUACUAUACACAUAUUGUCUGUUUCGUUUAUCUAGUGCACAGCUAGAUUGGCUGAAGCUAAUCAGUCAUUGCAUUUCAUAAAGAUGUCAGUUGACAAGUGAGAAAUCUAACUUUGUUGAUAACCUGUGCAUCUUCACAUCUUCUGUAAUAGACUAUCAAAGAUAGUGGAGCUAAAGUUUGUUUUUGUCUUGUUCUCUUUUGCAGUAUGUGUUUGUGUCCUUGCUGUCCCGAGACAGUGUCUACGAUGUCCUCAGGAGGAUCUGUACACACCUUCAGGUGCAAAAUAACCUCAGAAUAUGCCAUUGUCAAAGGGACUUUAGUAUACCAAUAGAUGUGGUAAAAAGUUCAAUGGAACGCAGACCGUGGGGGAGAGAAGAAGUUCACCGGAUUGGCGCACAUUUAUCAAAUCUUAUCUAACCAAGUUGAUAUUCGUCAAAUCCAUCAUAAUUGAUGUAUCGUAACAGGCCCACAAUGUGGUUACUAAAGUCCGAUUUUGAUAUAUUUGGCAGUUUUCGGUAAAGUCCCUUUUCAGGUUUAGAAAAAGUGGCUGCUAAAUGCUAACUCCCAUUCGUAUAAGCUGAUAGCAUAGCUAGCAUACAGAAAUUAUUGUUGGCAGUCAAAGUUGUUUGUAACUGUAAUGCAGUUGAUUGGUGAUGAUGAUAUUAAUAUGUAUUGGGGUUGACAUCCAUACAAGCAUUAUAUGCCAAAUUUUACCUCAACAUAGUGUGACAUACACAUAUAAACAAUAGCUUAAAUGGGCUAAUUUUGCUGGGGGGCAAUGAGGAGAUUUGGGAUCUUUCUCCCACGUCAUCUUUCGCCCACCCGUUUCCAUGGCAUUUCCAUUGUUUUGGUCGAGUUCCAUUGACCUCUUUACCACAUUUAUGGUCUGUAUAGUUGAGCAGAUAUCGUGGAUAUCCAUACUGUAGUGUAGUUACAUUGUAGUUACACAAUAGAGAACUAAUACUUACUGUAGUUACAAUGUAACCUUAUUUUCCUCCCUAGGUGAAUGGGAAGAAAAGCCUAAGCCUGAAGCAGUACUUGGAGGAGCCUAGCUCACUAUCUAUGGUAAGCCCAGCCAGUACACUAAACUGCACUACUCUGGGUGCACUACAGUAGGACAGAUAUGGUAGCCUGGGUGCCAGGCGGUUUCUGUUCUCUUACCAACUCCUCAUGGAAUGAGUGACAAGGAGUUGGCAAGAGAUCAAACACAGACGCCCAGAAUACAGUUGUGGUGCAACCAAUCCUGCUUUACACAACACAUUUGACAGUCUAGAUCCAUCUGCUACUGUUUGUUGACCAGCUGCCAAUGACCAUAAAUUGAACCAGGCAAUGUGCAAUUUACAACAUCCCUGUACUUUAUAGUAAGUGUGUGUAGGGUCAAGGAGAUAGAUGGGUAAUGUAGUGUAGCAUUAGGAUUAUGAAAGUCAGAGAGAUAGGCAUUUGUUAAAGACGUCCUCCAUCGAUUUUUUAACUUUUACUGUUGAAUGCAAUAUCCCAAGUAUGAGCACAGUAAAGUACAUACACUUUAUGGUUAAUAAAUAAAUAAAAAUCAGCAAAAGGUUUUUUAGACACUGCUGCAAGGAGAGUGAAUUGCCACUUUAAGUGUUUUGAAUAUGCCCCUACACGUUACUCAACGUGACUCUCAUAGUAGUAAAUUGCACUACUAUACUGAACAAAAAUAUAAACGCAACAUGCAACAAUUUCAAAGAUUUGACUGAGUUACAGUUAAAACUGUAUAAGGAAAUCAGUCAAUUGAAAUAAAUUCAUUAGGCCCUAUAUGGAUUUCACAUGACUGGGCAGGGGUGCAGCCAUGGGAGGGCAUAGGCCCACCAACUAGGGAGCCCAGCAAAUCAGAAUUGGUUUUUACCCACAAAAGGUCUUUAUUACUGACAUUGGAGGCAGCUUAUGGUAGAGAAAUGAACAUUCAAAUCUCUGGCAACAGCUCUGGGGGACAUUCCUGCAGUCAGCAUGCCAAUUGCACGCUCCCUCAAAACUUGAGACAUCUGUGGCCUUUUAUUGUCCCCAGCGCAAGGUGCACCUGUGUAAUGAUCAUGCUGUUUAAUCAGCUUCUUUAUAUGCCACACCUGUCGGGCGGAUGGAUUAUCUUGGCAAAGGAGAAAUGCUCCCUAACAGGGAUGUAAAAAAAAAAAUGUGUGCAACAUUUUUUAGAUAGAUAAGCUUUUAUUGCGUAUGGAACAUUUCUGGGAUUUUUUAUUUCAGCUCAUGAAACAUGGGACCAACACUUUACAUGUUGCACAAAAAAAUGUGUUCAGUUUAUAUACACUGAAGCUUGCUUCUGGCCUUCCCUGUCAAUUGUAAGUCCUCUUAAGAAUAAGAUAAGCAGAGUGCCUCAAACUGCUGUUUUUUGCUACUGUUUUUGAUCCUUUAGUAGACCCUUUUGUGGUUGUUGACGUCAUUAUGGGUUAAGGGCAUCAUGGGUUAAGAAGCUUAUCAUGCUGGUAUUUUACUCAGGCGAAAGUAAAAGGGUUUUUAGAGCUACUAUAGCAAUAAUAUCCCACUAAAUGAUGUGAGUGCUUAAAGGGACCUCAAACUCAAACUACCCUUCUAGCCUUCUCUCCUCUUGAUCUUGUUUUUUAAUCACUGGCAUAAUGAUAGGUUCCAAUUCGUUUUUUUAAACGCAUAUCCAAAUUAAUAACAGCCGCUGGGGAAAAAAUUAUGCCAAUACAUAGAAAAAGAGAAUGUCCACUCACUGUUUUGCUGCUCCCAAACGUGAUAUUUUAAUAAAGCUUAGGCAAUACAAUCCCUAACGUGUCGACCAAAAUGUUGUGAUUGUAUCAUUAACCUUAAUUAAAGAUACCUUUUGCUUUCAGCCUCUCUCAACUCCAUCUCCUCUCCUCCUCUGCUGGCCUCCUCUCUUCCCCUUGCUCCUCUCCUCCCUCAUUCAGGAUGAGUUCCCUGUGGUCAAUGACUUCCCUCCAGUGUUGAAGUGGAGGAGGAAGCCAUCCAUUCCGUCCGUGUCCUCCUCUCUCCCAGACCUCCUGGGUAACUCCACCAGCAGCCUGAGCGCAGUGGACACCCCCUACCUACCCACUGAGGUUCCACUGACAUUGAAGGGUAAGAUCAAAGGUAAGCCCCACUCAAUCAUUAAUCAUCAUGGGGCAACAGGUAGUCAUUUCUUGGGUGGGAAAGGAUUAUUUUGGAUUUAAAAAAUUCUCCAGGCUGCACAUAAACGUCUAAAACCUGAUAGAAACUAUGUAGAAAUUAUAAUGGACCUAUAUACAUUUGAAGUUUGAAGUUUACAUACACCUUAGCCAAAUACAUUUAAACGUUUUUCACAAUUCCUGACAUUUAAUCCUAGUAAAAAUUCCCUGUUUUAGGUCAGUUAGGAUCACCACUUUAUUUAAAAAAUUUGUAAUGUCAGAAUAAUAGUAGAGAGAAUUAUUUCUUUCAGCUUUUAUUUCUUUCAUAACAUUCCCAGUGGGUCAGAAGUUUACAUACACUCAAUUAGUAUUUGGUAGCAUUGCCUUUAAAUUGUUUAACUUGGGUCAAACGUUUUGGGUAGCCUUCCACAAGCUUCCCACAAUAAGUUGGGUGAAUUUUGGCCCAUUCCUCCUUAUAGAGCUGGUGUAAUUGAGUCAGGUAUGUAGGCCUCCUUGCUCACACACGCUUUUUCAGUUCUGCCCACAAAUGUUCUAUAGGAUUAAGGUCAGGGCUUUGUGAUGGCCACUCCAAUACCUUGACUUUGUUGUCCUUAAGCCAUUUUGCCACAACUUUGGAAGUAUGCUUGGGUCAUUGUCCAUUUGGAAGACCCAUUUGCGACCAAGCUUUAACUUCCUGACUGAUGUCUUGAGAUGUUGCUUCAAUAUAUCCACAUAAUUUUCCUUCCUCAUGAUGCCAUCUAUUUUGUGAAGUGCACCAGUCCCUCCUGCAGCAAAGCACCCCCACAGCAUGAUGCUGCCACCCCCGUGCUUCACGGUUGGGAUGGUGUUCUUCGGCUUGCAAGCGUUCCCCUUUUUCCUCCAAACAUAACAAUGGUCAUUAUGGCCAAACAGUUUGAUUUUUGUUUCAUCAGACCAGAGGACAUUUCUCCAAAAAGUACGAUCUUUGUCCCCAUGUGCAGUUGCAAACCGUAGUCUGGCUUUUUUUGGCGGUUUUGGAGCAGUGGCUUCUUCCUUGCUGAGCGGCCUUUCAGGUUAUGUCGAUAUAGGACUCGUUUUACUGUGGAUAUAGAUACUUUUGUACUUGUUUCCUCCAGCAUCUUCACAAAGUCCUUUGCUGUUGUUCUGGGAUUGAUUUGCACUUUUCGCACGAAAGUACGUUCAUCUCUAGGAGACAGAACGCGUCUCCAUCCUGAACGGUAUGACGGCUGCGUGGUCCCAUGGUGUUUAUACUUGCGUACUAUUGUUUGUACAGAUGAACGUGGUACCUUUUGGAAAUUGCUCCCAAGGAUGAACCAGACUUGUGGAGGUCUACAAUUCUUUUCUGAGGUCUUGGCUGAUUUAUUUUGAUUUUCCCAUGAUGUGAAGCAAAGAAGCACUGAGUUUGAAGGUAGGCCUUGAAAUACAUCCACAGGUACACCUCCAAUUGACUCAAAUGAUGUCAAUUAGCCUAUCAGAAGCUUCUAAAUCCAUGACAUCAUUUUCUGGAAUUUUCCAAGCUGUUUAAAGGCACAGUCAACUUAGUGUAUGUAAACUUCUGACCCACUGCAAUUGUGAUACAACAAUUGUGUCUGUAAACAAUUGUUGGAAAAAUUACUUGUGUCAUGCACAAAGUAGAUGUCCUAACCGACUUGCCAAAACUAUAGUUUGUUAACAAGAAAUGUGUGGAGUGGUUGAAAAACUAGUUUUAAUAACUCCAACCUAAGUGUAUGUAAACUUCCGACUUCAACUGUAUUUGGAAAUAACUGCCCUUUUUCCAGUCCACAAAUUGAUUUUGACAAACAAAUCAGUCCAAACAAAAAUAUGUACGACCUUCCUUUGAAUUUGUUAAUCCUUAUGUGGCCCUCAAGCCCUCGAGAUGUUGCUUGCCCCUAGAGGUUUUCGAGGUAAGCCAAGCAACAAGAGGGUUGCCAGUUCUAAACUUUGUAUCCCGGGUCUUAUGGGGAAAAUCUGAAAGGAAGUGAGCACUUAGCUAAAUGGCUAAAUGCUACAUACUUAAUGACUAACAUUUAAAUGUAAGCUAGGCUCUGUUUUGGUUCUCUAUGCCUGACGUAGUCUCUCAUGACAGACCGGUACCAAGAUAAUGCUCGACAGAAAAGAGGCCUAUUAGCUGAUCGGUUGAUAUCUCUUCCUUCCUCCACACACAAGCUGUUUUGCUAAUGUAGCAUCUUCACAAAGUCCUUUGCUGUUGUUCUGGGAUUGAUUUGCACUUUUCGCACUAAAGUAAUUAAUCUCUAGGAGACAGAACGCGUCUCCUUCCUGAGGGGUAUGAUGGCUGUGUGGUCCCAUGGUGUUUAUACUUGCGUACUAUUGUUUGUACAGAUGAACGUGGUACCGAGAUAAUGCUUGACAGAAAAGAGGACUAUUAGCUGAUCGGUUGAUAUCUCUUCCUUCCUCCACACACAAGCUUCUGGGCCAAAUGUCACACACUAUUGACUCACACACUGAUAAGUAGGGAUCUAUGGCUACUAAUUACCCAGCUGAUAGUAUUUUUCUAACCAGCGUGCAUAGAGCCACAUACGUUUGCGGAUAAACUACUUGGACUCUUGAUUAUUGUAUGAGGUCAACUUUGUCGUAAUUUUUUUUUUUCUCAACUUACUUUUCCUUGAGAGUUAGAAUAAUAGAAUACACAAGGUGCAAUUUCAAAAUGUGUUUGUGCAUCAGCAGAUUGGUAAGUUAGUCUAGUGGCCAGCUAUCUAAACUUCUAGUAAGCAUGGUCGAAUUACCGACCGGGGUGGGGCCAAUCAGUUAUCAUAUUAAAAACUGCAAACGUUUGCCUCCACCCUAUGGUAAAAUGUGUAGAAUUGCAGAAAAUUAGCUGUAAAACUGCAAAUUUUUCUCUCCGCCCCAUGGCAAAAUGAGAAGAAUUGCAUGAAAUUAGUUAUAAAAUUGCAAAAUCUUCUCUCCGCCCCAUGGCAAAAUGUGUAGGAUAGCAGGAAAUUACCUUUAAAAAAUAUUUUUUUUGUAUUAUCUUCACUGUGACGAGGGGGCCCGCUAAAGUGCUUUGCUUGCAAGGUGGGGGGGAUGGUGUGGGUACUGAGCCACUGCGGCCCCUCAUGAUGAGUUCUGUUUUCUUGUGGCCCCCACCCCCAUCAAAGUUGCUCAUCCCUGGGCUAGAGGAAGUGAGUUCAGUUGUACCAGAGAGAAAGAGGUGAAGCGAGAGGGUUUUCUCCACCCAAAAUCUGUCCACGUUAAGCAUAUCAUUAAUUAUUAAGCGAGUGAGGAGUUUUUGUAUGGGGGGCAAUGAGAGUGUUAAAUUUAGUCAAGAUAAAAAUGUAUUGCAAUUUGAUAUGUGAGGCUUAUUUAAUCUAAUAGAAGGUUUGUAAUGCUUAGGUUGUUACAAGUGUACUGAUAUAAGUGUGAUGCACGUGACAUCCCGGAAACUUUGAGAAAAAACACUUUAUAUCAGAGUUGUCCCUGUUGAAAUUUGAGACGGUCUGUGCAUAUUCAUGAGGCUAGCAUAGCAUCUCACUCUCCAUUGAAUACAGGUGGUUGACGUCAACACCCCUCAUCAAAUAAUUCAAAAAAAUAUUCAAAUAACGAGAUGUAUCCACCAAUCCAAAGACAGGAAUAGGCGGGAGCUUGACAGCCCGCUGUUCCGCUCUGUGGACAGCGAAUCCCAUUGUUAGGGCGGAGACACAAGCAUCUCGUCAUAAUUUCCAGUAUCUCUGGUUGUACUUAAUUGUACCUUCUCUCAGAUCAUUUAAAGCCCAGCUGGGUGGAGUUUUUAGCAGGGUCCUGUUCAUUAGCCACCAAAUGGAAAAAGAUGGACUGAAAAAUGGAGGGACUACCUUGACUUGUCCAAUAAGAAAUGCACAUUUUUGUUUGCCAUUGCAAAACAUUUUGAAACAAUUUACAUAGUGUGACAUAAUGAACAAGACCCUGUAGAGGCCAAACCCAGCCCUGUUAAAAAAGAUGGGUAGAAUGGAAUGUUAGCACAAUCAACACAUACUGUAUGUACAAAAGAAAUUCUACUGUAAAACUAGCUCCAAGACUAGUAUUGUUACUUUCUAUGUGGAAGCACCACUUUAAAGCAAUGAUUAUGGUUUAAAUGCUAUUGUGUAGGCUAAUCAAAGUAAGGUUGUAAAUGGAUCCCCUGUGUUGAAGUUUCUCCAAAGUGUCUGCCUUCAAGUUUAAUUCUUGCUGCAUUGGUGUCAGACAUGGGAUAGGAGACAGACAGUGGCGCUUAGCCUUGUUAGCUGUUAGCCACCCACAUACUCAGCGCUGUGUUGACUGUGUAGUCUAUAGAGAAAGAAUAGCUCAAUGCUAACACUAAUGCCAUUAUGAUCUGUUGUGUUGUCUAUAGACGGGUUGGUUGUUUAGCAACAAAACCGGCGCUUGCGCAAUGUUUAUUGAAGACAUAAAUAUAUAUGUGAGCACUUGUUGUCUCUCAAAUACAUCGUUACAGUUGUUGGUUAGCUAGCUAGCAAUUAUUUUAAACCAUAUUAGCAAAACAAGACAUGGUAUCAAUAACAAGAUACAACGAUCUGAAACGAGCCACCUACGAUUCCCCACAUGGCAGCGUCUUGUCAUUGUUGCCAGCUAUCUGACCGUUCAGAAUCAUAACGCCAAACGGCCUUCUGCCUCAUCGAUGUGCGCGCAUAAUGUUUGUGACGUUGUCACCCAACCAGUCUAUAGAGACAGAUUAGCUUAAUGCUAACGCUAAUUAGCAUUGCUCUCUCUUGUGUUGUGCUGUCUAUAGACACACAAUAGCUCAACGCUAACGCUAACACAUUUUGGUCUGUUGUGUUGUGUGCAGAGCGGAGUCUGGAGACAGAGAAGAUCCUCCUGACAGAGCCAGUGCCAGAGCUGGGCCACAUGGAGUACCAGCUGCUCAAGUUCUUCAUCCUUCUGUGAGUACUGGAUGAACUAACCUGGUGCUGUUUGUGUUCUCGUGGUGUGACAAUCACCAUAGGAGUUGGCAAGGCAGCCCAAACAGAUCUGGGACCAGGCUUCGGACAGACCACACUGCCCUCACAUCACACACAGGGCUAAUGUCCUGUACUGUUACUAUACACUUAGGGAGAAUAUAAAUUGCAUUGUCUUUCCUGGCGUCCUCUCUCCUCACCUCCUUCUCAAAACCCAUUGGAUGAGAAGGUCAGAGGACCCUCCACUCUGACCUUUUUGAGAAGGACAUGAGGAGAGAAGAUGUGAGGAAUCAAGGCAAUGCAAUUGACAUUCUCCCUUACUGUCAUACUGCCACCUGCUGGUCAUAGUAAUUCUGGCAAGUUCAUAUUACACUUACAGUACAAAUUUAGACAUUUGUAUUAUUUGUAAAUGGCAUUACACUGUUGUUUUUCAUGGCUGUUAAGAUUUUAAUGAAUUUUAUAGCAUGCUUGGGGAAAACAUCUGUUGAAGCUCAAGGCAUGUCAUUCAUAAAAUGAUCCAUAGGCCUUUAUUAUAGCUAUCAGUGUACAUAUGUGUUGGAAACAAUGUGGUAAUUGUCUGUCUCCUGUCUCCCUCAGUAUCAUUCUGCUCAUCAUGUCCUCCUGCUACCUGGCCUUCCGUGUGUGUAGUCUGGAGCAGCAGCUGUCCUUCCUCAAUACACACCCCACACUGCACAUGAGAGAGAGGUGAGGGACACACACGCAUGAGCACACACAUGCACGCACAUACACGUGCAUGGGUUCAUACACACACAGGAGAGAGUUGAGUGUGACACACACACACAUAAAGGCAUGGGCACACACUCAUACACACACACACACUGAACACACAUACACAGCAGUGGCAGUUGGUGCCAUUCAAGAUUAGGGAGGACCAUUUUUUAAAAUGAGCAUGACCUUAUUUCUAUUACAGCAUAUUGGAUGACUGUCUUUCAUAUUCCAUUCACCCAGCUCAGUGUAACAUCGAUAGGUUUAGGCUACUACAUGAUACUCGAAUUUGCCCUAUACCAAUCAUGAGGUUACUACAUCCUAGCCUACAAAUUAAAGUUUAUAGCGUAGGUGCACAGGUCGAGAGACAAACUGGAGUAAUCAAGGUGACAGACAGUGACACACAUUCAAUACCACCUUGCACACACUUGCCUGCAUCUAGCUGAUCUGGAGUGUAAUCAUUAGUCCAAACAGUUGCAAAACAUUUUGCAACUAAAACAAGAGUUUCUAUUGGACAAAUUCAGGUAGGUCCCUCUAGGGCUAGGCGAUAUGGCCAAAAUAUCAUAUUAUGUAAUUUGUCAAAUUUAUUACAAUAUGACGGUAUAUUAGGUUUUUGAAUAAUGCAAGUUCUAAAUAUGCUUAAUGAGUAGUGCAUAACCUUAGGGUGGCAACACAUACAUUCUAAAUGUUUUUAAUGGGGCUUUUUCCAUUCUGAUUGUUUUAUAAAGUUCAAUCAAACUUCAACCAAAAGUUAGAAUAUAGUGGGCAAUUUGGAUAUAGUGUUGUUUUACAUGACAAGCCAGGGACGGGCUAUUGUGACAGGGUAGGAACCAAAGUGUUGGUUAAUGUUUCCCGGGGGACCCUAAUUUAGAAUAUACAGUUGCACAAACUACAUGCUGAUCUAGGCCUACACCAGCACUGGUAUCAGGCUGUAUUUUCUAGUUAGCUAGCUACGUUUGCUUUGACUAAGUACAUUUAGCUAGCUAGCCAGCUAACUAGCGAUGAGCAUUAGUGGCUAACACAAUUUAUUUUAGCCACAACUUGCUAAGAAAAGACAAACUAGCUGUUUGCAGACAGUAAGAUACACAAACUAAUAGUGUCAUUUACAGGAUAUUAAGAAGCAUAGUGGAAAGCAGCAUCGUUGUCACCAUCUUGUUGCAUCUGCAGCAUUGACCAUGCAGACAGUCACUGCGAGUAAACGGCAAGUGAAGUGGUUGUGACUCAUGGUAGAGCACUCUCCUUGGGUGACAGGGGGUGCGGCUUGGUGUGAGCGGGAGAGAGACUACUCAAGUAGCAAACGAGUAAACUAUAAAAAACUGACAUUACAAGUGGUGGAGUGGCGUAACACAUUAAACAAACCAUACAUUGGAGUACCGUUAUACAAGCUAAACUAGAAACCCAAACCGGUACGUGCAUCAAUACUGGUAUAUAGUCAAAUACGGUAUACCGCCCAGCCCUAGAUCCCUUCCCGUUUCGUUCAGAAAUGUUUUGCGACAGAAUCGGCGGAAUGAAUACACCCCUGAUCACCCUCACACACGGUUCACUUUCAUAGCACCACAUACAGCAUCAUCACUUUGCUCGUUGUAUAAUUCAUUCUCGCAUCUACACGCUCUCCUCCUCUCACCUUUUCCCUUAGCUUGUGGACUUCAGUGCACAGCACAACAGCUGUCUGUGACCAGGCGCAAAAAUCUCUCCAAGCCAAACCUUCAUACCAUAACCGCUAACCGAUACACAGCCUACAUUGUUGUCACUAUAUUAAUGUUCUAGUCAACAAACUAGAACUAAUGCGUUAGGAAAUCCACAAUCCAAUCCAUGUGUACAAUCACGCAGUACAGGGUACAGCAAGCAGUUUAGCAGUUACACCGGCAGGCCCCGGUGGCAAUACAUUUAUACAACCGAAAGCUUACCUUGACUUGGAAGAGUUGCAGUGUUGGAUAGCCUUAGCCAGCUAGCUAACAUAAAUAGCAUUCCUCUCUGUUUGAUUCAGGUUGUUGAAUAGGCUAAAUUAGCUGCAUAAGCUAAGUAAGUUAAAGGUUAGCCUAUGCAGAGUCGCCAAAAAAUGCUAACGUGUUUUUCAGGGAUACAGUAUUUGCAACCUAACUUCUGUUUCCCCUGAACUCCGCUCAGGCGUCUUUCUACGCCUGCCACAUUAGGUUAGUAAAAGGUGAAAUAGGAAAAUAAAAAUACAACGAAAUAUAACUCUCUCUCUCUCUGCUGCUUCUCCUUAAUUUUUCUAGAAAUUAAUUAGUUGAAAACUGUUCAACUAUUGUCUUUCUCUCUCUGUGAGUCAACUACUCACCAUACUUUAUGCAGUGCUAGCUAGCUGUGGCUUAUAUAAUUUCAGUACUAGAUUCAUUCUCUGAUCCUUUGAUUGGAUGGACAAGUUGUUAAUUCAUACUGCAAGAGCUUUUGAUAGAUUAGAGGACGUCCUCCGGAAGUCGUCAUAAUUACUGUGUCUAUGGAAGGGUGUGAGAACCAUGAGCCUCCUUGGUUUUGUAUUGAAGUCAAUGUACCCAGAAGACGGAAAAUAGCUGUCCUCCGGCUACACCAUGGUGCUGCCCUAGAGGGUGCUGUUGAGGCUACUGUAGACCAUUACAAAACAGAGUGUUUUAGUCAGGUAUUUGGUAACAUGAAUAUAUUUAGUCGUUUUAUCUAAAAAACGAUUUUUCUGAAAAUCACAGAGUGGGAUGGUCCUCCCCUUCCUCCUCUGAGGAGCCUCCACUGAUACACACAAAAUACACAUACAUACUCCAAAUGUUUUACCAAUGAACACAUCUUUGUCCCCCAGUCCCUUUGCUCAUUUCCUAUCUCAACAGAGUGCUGAAUGCUUUGAUAAGUCAUGUUUGCUGUAUCGUCAUAUUUGACUAGAUAUAACAUUAUAUUCCCACUUCAAGAUCAGAUAGUGUUGUUGCUAUGCCAACUUGCAUGUUUGUCCCUUCCCAGGUAACACUUGCUGUACGCUGCGUCCCCAUUGGACAGAUGUCCUGUCAGUCACAGAGGUUCUCCUGGCGAUUGGGCAAACAGAGACUCAGUUCAUUUACCUGUCCCAGCAUAGUAGGUGUGGAGAAGUACCCUGCUGGUUCAAUGAGAAGACAAUGACUUGAGACAAGCCAAGACCUGAAGCGAAAACUGCACUUAAACAGACAGCCCAAUAGGGGGUGCCAGUGAGCCAAUAAUCCUCUUGUCAUUCCCUAGAAAGACUACAGACCCCUCGGACAAGAGACUAGGAUGGAAUGAGGAGGAUGGAGGAGGAUUGGAAGUAGAGGACUACAGAGUUGAUGUCAAUGGGGCCGUGCCAACCAAGUUCACCUGA